UCUGCCUCUGCUAAGGAUAUCCUUCCUUCCUCUAGACUUCCCUCCGUCUUCUCCGAUCAGCCGGCGCGCGCUUCCUCCCUUCGCUACUCCAAUCGAAUGCAAGGACCACAUGCUCCCCCUUCUCCUCCUGCCGCCAUGCUCAUCCGCCUCCUGCAUUGCUUCCUACUCCUCCUCCCCUCGCUUGCCGCUGCGGCGCCCCACCGCCACCACGUCCACGCCGCGGGCGACGGCGUCGUCAUCAGCCAGGCCGACUACCAGGGCCUCCAGGCCAUCAAGCACGACCUCUCCGACCCCUACGGCUUCCUCCGCUCCUGGAACGACACCGGCCUCGGCGCCUGCUCCGGCGCAUGGGCCGGCGUCAAGUGCGUCCAGGGCAAGGUCGUCGCCAUCACCCUCCCCUGGCGCGGCCUCGCCGGCACGCUCUCCGAACGCAUCGGCCAGCUCACCCAGCUAAGGCGACUCAGCCUCCACGACAACGCCAUCGCCGGCCCCAUCCCCACCUCCCUCGGCUUCCUCCCCGACCUCCGCGGCGUCUACCUCUUCAACAACCGCUUCUCCGGCGCCGUUCCGCCCUCCAUAGGCAACUGCGUCGCGCUCCAGGCCUUCGACGCCAGCAACAACCUCCUCACCGGCGCCAUCCCCUCCUCCCUCGCCAACUCCACCAAGCUCAUGCGCCUCAACCUCAGCCACAACUCCAUCUCUGGCGACAUCCCACCCGAGGUCGCGGGUUCGCCGUCGCUUGUCUUCCUCGCACUCUCCCACAACAAGCUGUCCGGACACAUCCCCGACGCCUUCGCUGGCUCCAGGGCGCCCUCCUCGUCCUCGCUUAAGGAAGCCAUCACCGGGAGCUACCACCUCACCGUCCUCGACCUCUCGCACAACUCGCUCGACGGCCCCAUACCGGAGUCGCUCGCCGGACUACAGAAGCUGCAGGUGGUCGACCUCGCCGGCAACAGGCUCAACGGCACCAUCCCUGAGAAGGUUGGGUCACUGCCCGACCUCAAGACGCUCGACCUCUCCGGCAACGCCCUCUCUGGCGUGAUCCCGGCGAGCCUGUCCAACCUCACCUCCACUCUCCAAGCCUUCGAUGUCUCCAACAACAACCUCUCCGGCGAAGUGCCGGCCUCGCUCGCGCAAAAGUUUGGGCCUUCCGCCUUCGCCGGAAACAUACAGCUCUGCGGCUACUCUGCUUCGGUGCCCUGCCCGGCGUCUCCGUCUCCGGCGCCGUCCGCACCGGCAUCACCAACGCAGGUGGAGGCCUCGGGGCGCCACCGGAAGUUCACCACCAAGGAGCUCGCGCUGAUCAUCGCCGGAAUCGUCGUCGGCAUCCUUGUCUUGCUGGCUCUCUGCUGCCUGCUGCUCUGCUUCUUGACGAAGAAGGGGUCCGGAUCACGGAGCGGCGGGAAGCAGAUGGCGAGCAAGGCAGCAGGUGGUGCCGGAGCGGCGACGGGCGGGCGAGGCGAGAAGCCAGGGUCGGGGGCGGCGGAGGUGGAGUCCGGAGGCGAGGUGGGAGGGAAGCUGGUGCACUUCGACGGGCCGAUGGCGUUCACGGCGGACGACCUGCUGUGCGCGACGGCGGAGAUAAUGGGGAAGAGCACGUACGGGACGGUGUACAAGGCGACGCUGGAGGACGGGAGCCUGGUGGCGGUGAAGCGGCUGAGGGAGAAGAUCACCAAGGGCCACAAGGACUUCGAGGCCGAGGCGGCGGUGCUCGGCAAGAUCCGCCACCCCAACCUGCUGCCGCUCAGAGCCUACUACCUCGGCCCCAAGGGCGAGAAGCUUCUUGUGCUCGAUUUCAUGCCCAAUGGCAGCCUCUCCCAGUUCCUCCAUGCUCGCGCGCCAAACACUCCGAUCGACUGGGAGACUAGGAUGACAAUCGCCAAGGGCACAGCCCGUGGCCUGGCCUUCCUCCACGACGACAUGACCAUCGUCCACGGCAACCUCAACGCCAGCAACGUCCUCCUCGACGACCACACCAAUCCCAGGAUCGCCGACUUCGGCCUGUCUCGCCUCAUGACGGCUGCCGCCAACUCCAACGUCCUCGCCGCCGCCGGCGCCCUCGGCUACCGCGCCCCCGAGCUGUCCAAGCUCAAGAAGGCCAGCGCCAAGACCGACGUGUACAGCCUCGGCGUCAUCAUCCUCGAGCUCCUCACCGGCAAGUCCCCCGCCGAAGCCACCAACGGCAUGGACCUGCCUCAGUGGGUGGCGUCCAUUGUCAAGGAGGAGUGGACCAGCGAGGUGUUCGACCUCGAGCUGAUGCGCGACGGCGACACCGGCCCAGCGGGAGAUGAGCUCGUGGACACGCUGAAGCUGGCGCUGCACUGCGUCGACCAGUCACCGACGGUGAGACCUGAUGCACGGGAGGUGCUCCGGCAGCUCGAGCAGAUCAGGCCGGGGGCGGAGGGCGGCGCCGGGCCUAGCGAGGAAGGUGGCGCGGGCCAUGUGGCUGUAGGCAAUGAGUAGUAAGCAGCUGCUGGGUUCUUGAGCAGAAUUCGAAGAAGAAAUCAAAGCUUGAGAACACUAGAAACAGAGCAGCUAGAGAACAGAGGAAACAGAGAUACUCCUACGUUUCAUUUUAUGAAUUCUUUGAUUUAUUUGAAAGCUUAGUAGUAGCAGUAUUAGUAAGUGGUAGACAUUAUUCGUCUAUGUUGUUUUUGCAGCCUUCUUUCCUUGUAUAGGCAAAUAAGUAAUAUUAUUUGCAACAGAACUGAAUCGCUCUAUCAGAAUAUCAAUAGAAAUACCACAUUGUCUUACUGGAUUCCUUAACCAAACAACAAGAAGAGAUGAAUUCCGCUGGUUUUUAGCAUUAUUGGAAAAAGAACCUAAGGGUGCAAGAGAAGGUUACAACAAAGGGUUUAAUAAUCGCUUAUCAAUUUUGAG
Messenger RNA from Oryza brachyantha (malo sina), 2880 nucleotides. Its product is annotated as probable leucine-rich repeat receptor-like protein kinase IMK3. Gene Ontology annotation, biological process: protein phosphorylation. The record is from RefSeq and is a predicted model, not a curated record. The transcript has 2 exons. Bases 97 to 2463 code for a protein of 788 amino acids. NCBI's taxonomy places the organism in Eukaryota, Viridiplantae, Streptophyta, Magnoliopsida, Poales, Poaceae. Gene Ontology annotation, molecular function: protein binding; protein kinase activity; ATP binding.